AUGGCUCCACUUGCAGGCAAACAACGGACGGGCCUGAAGAUGAACAAUGACCCCGGGGAGCCAGAGAAAACUGCUGGUCGGCCCUGGACUAGUUGGCCAUCCCCAACCAUCUCUGCAGGCCCCCCCAACCUGGACCUGGAGAGCUGUAACCUGGAGCUGCAAAGCAAUGGCUGCGAUCACCGCACGGCCGACCUCUGCCAGGGCAAGCUGGUGGUGCGGCGGGGCCAGCCCUUCCGGCUGACGCUGCGCUUCGUGAACCGAGGCUACGAGGCCAGCGUGGACAAUCUCACCUUCAGUGUGAUGACAGGCCCAGACCCCAGCGAGGAGUUCGGGACGAAGGUCUGCUUCCAGCUGUCUGACGCCGUGGAGGAGGGCACCUGGGGCGCCUCGGUGGUGGACCAGCAGGACACCGUCCUCUCGCUGCAGCUCAGCACCCCAGCCCAUGCCCCCAUUGGCCUGUUCUGCCUCGACCUCGAGACCUCCACCGGGGACCAGUCCUCCAGCUUCACUCUGGGCCACUUCGUCCUGCUCUUCAACACCUGGUGUCCAGCGGAUGACGUGUACCUGGACUCGGAACAGGAGCGGCAGGAGUAUGUCCUCGCUCAGCAGGGCUUCAUCUACCAGGGCUCGGCCAAGUUCAUCAAGAGUGUGCCCUGGAACUUUGGGCAGUUUGAGGAGGGGAUCCUGGACACCUGCCUACAACUCCUCAAUGUCAACCCCAAGUUCCUGAGAAAUGCCAACCGAGACUGCUCCCGCCGCAGCAGCCCCAUCUACGUGGGCCGGGUGGUGAGCGCCAUGGUCAACUGCAACGAUGACCAGGGCGUGUUGCUGGGUCGCUGGGACAACAAGUACGAGGACGGCAUCAGCCCCAUGUUCUGGAUCGGCAGUGUGGACAUCCUGCGGCGCUGGAAGAGCGAGAGCUGCCAGCGCGUCAAGUACGGCCAGUGCUGGGUCUUCGCCGCCGUGGCCUGCACGGUGCUUCGGUGCCUUGGCAUCCCCACCCGGGUGGUGACCAACUAUAACUCAGCCCAUGACCAGAACAGCAAUCUACUCAUCGAGUACUUCCACAACAAAUUCGGGGAGAUCCAGGAGGGCAAGAAUGAGAUGAUCUGGAACUUCCACUGCUGGGUGGAGUCAUGGAUGACCAGGCCUGACCUGCAGCCGGGCUAUGAGGGGUGGCAGGCCCUCGACCCCACACCCCAGGAGAAGAGUGAGGGGACCUACUGCUGUGGCCCAGUUCCAGUUCGCGCCAUCAAGGAAGGUGACCUGAGUACCAAGUACGACGCCCCUUUUGUCUUUGCCGAGGUCAAUGCCGACGUGGUGAACUGGAUCCAGCAGGACGAUGGGACCAUGCACAAGUCAGUCAACCACUCCCUGGUCGUGGGGCUGAAGAUCAGCACAAAGCGAGUGGGCUCUGAUGAGCGGGAGGACAUCACUCACACCUACAAGUACCCAGAGGGGUCGGCAGAGGAGAGGGAAGCGUUCUUGAAGGCCAACCACCUGAACAAGCUGGAGAAGAAGGAGGAGACAGACAUGGCCAUGCGGAUCCGUGUGGGCCCGGGCAUGAACUUGGGCAACGACUUUGAUGUCUUCGCCCACAUCACCAACAACACCUCCACAGACCAAACCUGCCACCUGCUGCUCUGUGCCCGAACCGUCAGCUACAAUGGGGUCCUGGGGCCUGAGUGCGGCACCGCAGAGCAGGCUGAGGUCACCCUGGAGCCCUUCUCCGAGAAGAGCGUCCCCCUUCGCAUCCUCUACGAGAAGUACUGCGACUACCUGACUGAGUCCAACCUCAUCAAGGUGCGGGGCCUCCUUAUCCAGCCCGCCCUCAACAGCUACCUGCUGGCUGAAAGAGACAUCUACCUGGAGAAUCCAGAAAUCAAGAUCCGGGUCCUCGGUGAGCCCAAGCAGAGGCGCAAGUUGGUGGCCCAGGUAUCCCUGAAGAACCCGCUCACGGUGCCCCUGUCAGGCUGCUGCUUCACCGUGGAAGGGGCUGGGCUGAUCCAGGAGCAGAAGACCGUGAAGAUCCCGGACCCUGUGGAGGCUGGGGAAGAAGUCAAGGUUCGAGUGGACCUGAUGCCACUCCACGUGGGCCUUCACAAGCUGGUGGUGGACUUUGAGAGUGACAAGCUCAAGGCGGUGAAGGGCUACCGGAACGUCAUCAUUGGCCCCGCUUAAGGGCCUCCUGAGCUAACCCCCUUCAGCCUGCUGAAAGCCCCCCACUAGACCCCAAGCUUGAUCCCAAGCUCUGAGCAAAUUCUACCCCCUCUUGAGCCCCAGACCCCACGUGCCCACGGUGCAGGGCCCUCUGGAGUGAGCCAUACUGGGAGGGAAGGGGCCACAGCCUCCAGGGAGGGUGCUGGGGAAAGCCCUGCUGACACAGCCAGCACUUUACAGCUUCGCACAGCGCCGGGGCCAACAAAGUGAGCCUGCGUGCAGAUGUUCUGUAUAAAUAGCGAUCUGCUUCUCUACGGUUGGGUACACGCUUUGGGGUUUCAAGCAGGCAGUAGAUGUGCUUUGAACCACAGGAGCCAACCCUGAAAUAAAAGAGUUUAUUUUUCACAUUCA
Messenger RNA from Echinops telfairi (small Madagascar hedgehog), 2571 nucleotides. It is a transcript of the gene TGM2, whose product is annotated as transglutaminase 2. Gene Ontology annotation, biological process: peptide cross-linking. The coding region runs from base 1 to 2181 and encodes 726 amino acids. The record is from RefSeq and is a predicted model, not a curated record. Gene Ontology annotation, molecular function: protein-glutamine gamma-glutamyltransferase activity. The transcript is spliced from 14 exons. NCBI's taxonomy places the organism in Eukaryota, Metazoa, Chordata, Mammalia, Afrosoricida, Tenrecidae.